This is a messenger RNA of Salvelinus namaycush (lake trout), 3645 nucleotides long. It is a transcript of the gene slc46a1, whose product is annotated as solute carrier family 46 member 1. Gene Ontology annotation, molecular function: transmembrane transporter activity. Lineage: Eukaryota; Metazoa; Chordata; Actinopteri; Salmoniformes; Salmonidae. Gene Ontology annotation, cellular component: plasma membrane. The transcript has 7 exons. Gene Ontology annotation, biological process: transmembrane transport. The record is from RefSeq and is a predicted model, not a curated record. Bases 246 to 1742 code for a protein of 498 amino acids.
UUCGAAGCUUCGUCCAGAUGGGGCAAUCUCGAGACCAUUAUGCGGACAAGACUAGUGUAAUAACUUCUAGAGGUUUUACUUACAGUUUAAGUACGUUUUGUCUUUGUUUCUGAUCAGAACAAGUGAAUUAUUUGAAGAUUUUGUCCGCAAACUAUUCAGUCUUGCGAAGACGAGUAUAUAAUAACAAAGGAACCGAAAAUCUUAGUUGGGGUCUGAAUCUUUUUUUAGUAUCCUACAAACUGGCAAUGGAAGAUCCGGACACCAGAGCAAUUCUUCCCGAAGAUACUCUAUCGUCUGUAGACGACGACAUACCGAUAAAUGACACAUUUUGUAAUAACGAGGAGGUUGAGAAUAAGGGACACAUUUGCUAUAGACGGCCGCCGUUCGCUUGCCCGCUUUCGGUUUCUGUUGAACCCGUGUUGUUCUUAUCGAUGUUCUCGCUGUCUCUUCAGUGGCCGCUGUCUACGCAGUACCUAUGGGACCGCAUCAGUGAAGACGUAGGUUACAACGGAACAAAAGGAGGAGGAUGUGCCAACACUUCUGGGUCCCCAGACCCACUUCAAAAGGAGGUAGAGACCCUGACAGCCCACUGGAACCUGUACAUCAACUUGGGAGGAUUUGCAGUGGGACUGUUUGUGGUGACUCUGCUUGGCUCCUGGAGUGACCAGGGGGGCCGGCGGCUUGUGCUCAUCCUGCCCAGCCUGGGUCUGGCCCUGCAGGCUGGAGUCUACCUGCUGGUCAUGUACCUCAAGCUGCCCGUGGCCUGGUUCCUCCUGGGCAGGCUGCUCUCAGGCCUCUCAGGCGACUUCAACACCAUCCUGGCAGGCUGCUUUGCCUAUGUGGCUGACACCAGCGACAGGGGCUCCCGGACGUUCAGGGUGGCAGUGCUGGAGGCCUGUCUGGGACUGGCUGGCAUGCUGGCCAGUAUCAUAGGGGGGCAGUGGCGGCUGGCACAAGGGUACAUUAACCCAUUCUGGCUGGUGCUGGCCACUAACCUGGCUGCUGCCCUCUAUGCCUACCUGUUUGUACCCGAGUCCGUCACCCCUGACCCCAGUGCCAAACUCUUUACCACCCGUCACCACCGCGCCGUCUACCGCCUCUACUCUGCACUAGGCGACCCCACCGAGGUCGGCAGUUACACAAAAUGGAGGAGGUACAAACUGUGGCUCUACAUCUUCUGCUUCUUCCUGGUGGUGACGGUCCACUUUGGCAGCCGCGAGCUGUAUGUUCUAUAUGAGCUGAGCUCUCCGCUGUGCUGGGGCCCAGGGCUGAUCGGCUGGGGGUCUGCAGCCCAGAACCUGGCCUACCUCAGCAGCCUUCUGGGGUUGAGGACCUUGCAGCGAUGCCUAGAGGACUCCUGGGUGUCUCUGGUGGGACUGGCCUCAAACAUGACCGGCCUGGUGGUCAUCUCACUGGCCAACACUACUGAACUCAUGUUCACAGGCUAUGGGCUGUGCUUCCUCUACAUGGCAGCCACUCCAGUCCUCAGGGCCAAGCUGUCCAAGCUGGUGGGGCCUGAAGAACAAGGUGCGUUGUUUGCGUCGGUGGCCUGUGUGGAGGGGCUGUGUUCCUUGGUGGCCAGCAGCCUCUUUAACUCUCUCUACCCAGCCACCCUGCACAUCAUGAAGGGAUUCCCCUUCCUGUUCGGAGCCCUCCUCCUCCUCAUCCCCACAGGGAUCAUUGGGAUAGUUGAGUGUCGGGAUCAGAGGACAGACAGAAGAGAGGACUCUGCAACAUCCUGACACUGACAGACAGACGGGUACUAGAUAAACUUCCUAACAUCACAGCUUGAGCCUGGAAGGCCACAGCCUCUGCUGCCCUACAUAGACCUUUUUACCAGUGUGCUGGAGAGGUAGCUGACUGUCAUUAGACCACACAGAGUUUGGAUUCAGUGGCUUCAACACCAAAAGACCAAGACCAAAAAGCUGGAACCACCAGCCAACCCCCCAUGUCAGACAUCACUGUGCACUACGUCAUCUGAUACUAGAAGAGAAAGAGGUCUGAGUUCCCUGUUGUAUUUUAAACUGAAAACCUAAUGUGAGCUGACAUACAAUUGUGGUCAAAUAAUACCCACAGUACUAUAUCAAACUAUCCAAGGGCAUGCAGAAAAUACAUGACUCAGAAAAUAUGAAAUUCAAUAACAGUGCAUCUCAAUGUCACCAUAGCAUGCGAGCAGCAGAUAGAUCGACUUUAGCCCAACUUGUCCAGACUCAACCAUUAGUAUCUCUGAACAAAACGAGACCCAUCCGUUUCUAACAGCAGUCAGGGAGUACUGAGUUACACUGCUUACAGUUUACUGUCAUCCCUCCAUUCAACAGAUAGCCCAGUCUAACCCCUUAAGUGCCCUAACACAGCAACCCUGUCACCCCUCCAUACUAUACAAUAGAUAGGCAAGUCUGUGUGUGUGUGUGUGUGUGUGUGUGUGUGUGUGUGUGUGUGUGUGUGUGUGUGUGUGUGUGUGUGUGUGUGUGUGUGUGUGUGUGUGUGUGUGUGUGUGUGUGUGUGUGUGUACCAGUGUGCCAAUAGAUGGCCUAGUCUAAACUCCCUGCUCCCUAAAGUGUUCUCACAUAGCAACACAUGAUAACCCCCCAGCACAAGGCCACAGCUAGCUCACACACAGCACACACACUGUCCUGGGUUCAACCCUCAGUAGCACAGGGGGCAACCAGAUCUCUUAUAACACAUUUAAAAGGAUGCAACAGAAGCUGAGGGGUUGCGGCCAGGGGGAGAGUUGAAGCAUUACUGUCACUCAGUAUUUGUGAUGAUAUAUUUUGAUUUACUGUUAGGGAGAAGUAAGGCCUGUGAUAGGCCUACUGGCUUUCUGUCUUCUGAAAUCAUGUAACCAAUCAUCAAAUCAAGUUUAUUUUAUAUAGCCCUUCGUACAUCAGCUAAUAUCUCGAAGUGCUGUACAGAAACCCAGCCUAAAACCCCAAACAGCAAGCAAUGCAGGUGUAGAAGCACGUGUGUUCAAUGCACUGACUGGAAGUUGCUUUGGAUAAGAGUUUCUGCUCAGUAUUGUGAAUUGAUUUUAUUGUCUGCACCGUACAGUAUUACUGAUUUUUAAAUACUGUGAAUGAUAUUUAUCAUCUUUAGAAAAUGGAACAAAUGAAUGAUUGAAUCAUGCCAAUGAUAUAUUUGACACUUAAAGUUAAGUGGCUUCUUAUGAACUAUUAUUGCCUCAUAAAACAUUUAUAGCAUCUUGUAGAUGCUGAUGUGGAAAGCCAAUUAUAUAUUUGAUAACAUUUAACUGGCUUCUUAUGAAAUGUUAUUGCCUUAUAAAACAUUUAUAGCACCUUGUAGAUGCAGAAGUGGAACAUAUGAAACUCUACAAUAAAGCAAGCCACAAAAGGUCAUGGUAUAUGAUGAGUGUUUCACAACUAGGGGCCUUCUGCCUCAUGACUUACUGUUUUAGUAUACCGUUUCAUAAUACCAUUGAAUCUAUUAGCUGCUAUGAAUAUGUUAAUAAUAAUAAGGCAAUAUAACGCUUCAUAAGAAUCCAUUUCAAGUACAGUGUUGCACUGUAUUUUAAUGCACAGAAAGAUUCACAGAUUUACUGUAUCCUGAGGUUAGUUGUUUUUAUUGCAUCACUAUAUUGUAAAAUGACAACAAUGCCUAAAUCUUGAAUAAAGAAAGUAAACAAGAACA